AUGUCUCUCCUCAUCAUGUUUAGUCAUAUUUAUUCAGCCACUCUCAUCUUGGCUUCAUUGUCGCCUACACACGCCGCAUCUUGUCCUGCACCUGAUCCGUCGGCGCCGCUUCAAAUCAACACCAGCAGCGGUCUCCUCGCCGGAACCAUCCCCCUCUGGUCUCCCCGCGUCCGCACAUUUCUCGGCGUUCCCUUCGCGCAGCCACCCACAGGAAUUAGACGAUGGCUGCCCCCUGCCAAGCUCGAAUCAGCCGCGCGCUUCACCGCGAGCGCCAUUGGACCUGCUUGCCCGCAGCAGCCCCUCAGCAAAACGAAGGGACUCUUCAUGUACAGCCCGACGGGGGGCAACCAGACCCAAUUCUUCCCUCCCGAAGACGACCGUUCCUUCAGCGAGGACUGCUUGACUCUGAAUGUGUGGGCCCCCGUGGCAAGCAAGGAGAAGCUGCCCGUCAUUGUCUGGUUCUUUGGGGGUGGCUUCCUACGGGGAGGUACAAACUCGGCGUACUAUAACCCAGAGUCGUGGGUUGAGCGGACGCAGGGGCAUAUUGUUGUUACCGUGAACUUCCGAUCCAAUAUUUUUGGCUUUCCAAAUGCCGACGGCCUCGAGGACCAAAACCUUGGGCUCCUGGACCAGCGUCUCGCGCUUGAAUGGGUUCGGGACAACAUUGCAAAGUUUGGAGGCGAUCCCUCUAAAAUCGUGGGUUGGGGCCAGAGCGCGGGUGCUAUUGCCGUGGACUAUCUCAACUUUGCCUUUCCCGCAGACCCCAUCUUCAGCGGCCUCAUCUUGGAGUCCGGUACCGCGAGUUAUCCCGCCAAGCUGUGUCAAAGUUUCGACACCACCCAAGCCAAUUUCUCGACAGUAGCCAAAGCCAUGGGCUGCGAGACAGCGUCUUCCCCUCUAGACUGCCUCAGAGAAGCUCCCUGGCAGGAAAUUCAGGCUUCCAUCGAUGAGCUUGGCCUGGCGUCUUCCUUCCUACCCAUCGCCGACGAACGCCGCGUCUUUUCCAACUACACCGAUCGAUCCACCAAGGGCGCCUUUUCCUCCGCACCAGCCAUCAUUGGCACAAAUCAACACGAAGUCAAUGCACUGAUCGCGCCCACCUCGGCCGAGGCGGCGAAUCAAACAUACGUCGAUAGUCUGACCAACAGCACUUUUCUCUGCACAGCAGCCACGGCAGCGCAGCACAGAGAGAGGGCUGGCCGCAAGACGUACCGAUUCAGGUACGAUGGGGACUUUGCCAAUCUCUCGAUUCCUGGCGUCCCGGGGGCAUACCAUUGCGCCGACUUGCCGCUAGUAUUCGGCACUGCUGGCGAUUACCAUGGUGCCUCUACUCCCUAUGAAGUUGAAGUGGGUAAAGUGAUGCAGGAUCUGUGGGUUCAAUUUGCCAACGAUCCUCAUAAUGGCCUUGAACACGCCGGGUGGGAUUCGUACACGGAAGAGAAAGCUGUCUUACUCGGUCCAGAAGAGGCAGCAGUUUUCGAAAUCACAAUUUCGCAGCUCGAAGCGGUCUGUCCGAAGUGA
Molecule: messenger RNA, 1521 nt
Organism: Akanthomyces muscarius
Lineage: Eukaryota; Fungi; Ascomycota; Sordariomycetes; Hypocreales; Cordycipitaceae
Exons: 1
Coding region: 1-1521 (506 amino acids)
Source: RefSeq, a predicted model, not a curated record